Messenger RNA from Mizuhopecten yessoensis (Yesso scallop), 3470 nucleotides. Its product is annotated as membrane progestin receptor alpha-B-like. The transcript is spliced from 2 exons. Bases 293 to 1336 code for a protein of 347 amino acids. NCBI's taxonomy places the organism in Eukaryota, Metazoa, Mollusca, Bivalvia, Pectinida, Pectinidae. The record is from RefSeq and is a predicted model, not a curated record. Gene Ontology annotation, cellular component: membrane. Gene Ontology annotation, molecular function: signaling receptor activity.
ACUCACAUCACGGACAAGUAUAGGAUAAAUAUGAAUACACAGAGGAAGCAGCAUAUGCUACUUCCGUUACAUCUCAUUUGUUUCUAACGUAAGCCGACAACUCUCAUAACCUGUCAGGAAACCAUUCGAGUGUACUGCUCAGUAUAGCAUGACUAAUCCCAGCUUGUUAACUUAUUUACUAUAUAUCAGCAAACAAUUACAUUGGAUACCCGUCAGUAUGACCACAACAGUUAAUUUAAGAGGGGAAAAGUGAUGUCGCACUAGGCGUCGUUCAUGUCUUCGCAGAUGCAUCAUGACGACUGAGAAGAAAAUCACUGACCAUGUGAACGAUUUCUCGGAUUACGUGCGCUCUUUCUUCUCCGAGUUUCUGAAACUGCAGCCAACACUUCACAGAGACGACGUUCAUAGCGUUUUUCACGAACCCGCCAUCGUGAAGUACUACAGACCGACAAAUCAACCAUGGCGGUACUACCUGAUCAGCCUCUUUAAGAUUCACAACGAGACCGGCAAUGUAUGGACUCAUCUGAUUGGAUUUAUCGUCAUGUGGGUUGCUAUUGGAAACUUGUUCAUUAGCUAUGACGUGUGGACGGAGCGUCAUUCGUGGCCUAUGCUAGUAUUUGGAUUGUGCUGUAUGGUGACAACAAUGACUAGCACAUGCGUACAUCUGCUCCACUCUAAGUCUAUAUAUCACCACUACAGUUUGUUUUUGAUAGACUAUAUUGGGGUCACAGUAUACGGAUUUGGUACAGGUAUACAAACAUUUUACGCAUGCUCAGAUAUAUACACGUACGAGUACAUGAAAUCAGUGUACCUGCCGAUACUGACAUUGGUUACCUGGAUAAACUUCAUAGUGCUUUGUCUCGCAAACGUUCGAUUAGGCAAUAACGAUUGUGACAUCAAGCGGAAGCUGGUGAUGAUUGCAAUGCAGCUAGUACAGGGCAUAGUCGUUACACUUCCCAUUGCAGCUCGUUACAUCCGGUGCUAUUUCAACGACACAUGUCUUGUUUCCUCUCUUUAUCAUUUAUCGACUAUUUACAUUUUCCUCUUCAUAAGUGCUUUCUUCUUUGGAAGUAAUUUUCCGGAAAAACUCUUCCCGGGUAAGUGUGAUAUCCUGGGUCAAGGUCACCAAAUUUUCCACGUGAUCAGUGUCGCCAAUCAAAUGUGGCAACUUCAUUCUAUGCGACUCGACCAUUUCUAUGGAGCUGCGGAUCACACAGAUCCCGACAUUGUUGUCAUGUUGGCGGCAUUACUUGUGCUUUUGCUGACAGACAUCAUGUCUUACGCGUUUCUCAAGAAACUUAUCCCUACUUCUCUUAAAGAUAAAAAACAGUCCUGAUGUGAAGGAAGCAAUGAAUGUGUAUCCUUUACGAUAACAAUGUAGUAUACAACACUCUUCGACGCAAUGUUUGAAUUUGAAUUACGGCACAAUAUUUGUGCUUUGAGCAUACUUGAAAACUUUGUUGCUGUUUUUUUUCCAUUAAUUAUUCAUGAAAAAAGUGUUUCAUUGUCAAUGAUUAGAAAUAAAUAAGAUUAAUUUUGGAGUUAUAAGGAUUUGUAUGGCCUAAACAGUAGUAUGAACGCAGUUUACAACGAACAUAUUCAAUGAAGCGCCAUACUAUUAUGUGCAUUGUCAACUGCGUUCAUACCAGUGUACAUACGCUAUUGAAAUGAAAAUCAGUUUUUACAUUUACAUCCAACAAAUGGUUGAUAUGCUGUACGAAGGAAAAACUGUUGGAGAGGGUUGCUACGACCCCCGUACCACUGCCAACACACUAUACAGGUAUUGAUAUCGGUAAGGUUUUCAGGACCAUCGUAACGUAAUCAGUGGUGACCGUUUGUGUUUGAUAAAUAGAUGAGAUAGUAUACACUAUGGUGUAUUCAGCUGGAUUCAAUUGAGGAUUCACACAAUCAUCCUCAUACUUGAUAAAUAAAGCACAAAGGCCAAUGCAUAUAAAGGAAAUAGUGGCAUAUAAACACGCAGAUCCAAUCAUAUACAUUUAAUAGAAAUACACACGUAUCUGAGUAAAACAAAAAAACAUUCCUGAUUUUUUAUCAAGAUCGUCAAGUUUUUGAAAGUCUGUAAAUUACAUUUAGGUAGAAAUUUUGUUUCAUUUGUAUGUAUUAAUCAGUAUUCUUUGUGGCACAUGAGUGUAAUUAUGCACGGCUAAAUAGUUCCAUUGAUUAUUCAUGAACAUCGAUCAUGAAAAAAAGAACAAUCAAGUAAACAGAAAGUAGACAAUUUGUACCUGCUUAGUAAAUAUGAAUUUAAAACAUGGCAGAAUAUUUGAUCGGAUAAACAAACCCGUAAAAUAAACGGUACACAUUUAAAACGACCAGAAAUUAUAAUUAUUUUGUUCACAUUGUAAUAAAAACUAAAUAUGCAUGAUGGAAAUCACUCCCUGUCAUCUUGAAUUUUCAACUACACUAUCAUAACUAAAUUUUCAAUACCAAGCACAAAAUUAGCGACUCUAGGUCAACGAUCGGUCAUUCAUUUUCUCAGUAGGUUACUAAACCUUUAAUCGCUAUCUGUGCCUAAUUUAUCGCUUUGUUGCUGUUUAAAAUUAUGUGUUUCUGAUUAGCUGUGUGCUAUCGACCAAUGUAUUACGUAGAAAGUGUUUUAUCACUUACUAACAAUUUGACUGCCAGACUUACUUAGAUUUUGCAAUGUGCGAUGUGGUGUCCAUAAUGGUUCUAUAAUGGUGUAUUUGCGACAUUUUGCUAUUUCGUUUUUAUUUCUGCGUCGUGAUUAUAAAUCAAAAUGUCACUGUUUAGUCCACGGAAAAUAUUGACAUAAUAUGUCGCUAAAUUGUCGUUCUCGUCGAACUUUUCAUUACGUUAUUCAAACAGCUAUCUUAGAAUAUUUUUGAUUUGUUUUUGUUUUUUGUUUUUUCUUCAAACAACCUGCAAUAGAUUUGAAAGACGCAGUCAUUACGAGUGCGUUAUGGGGUGUAGUGAUUUUUUUAUUUUGGUGUGUCCGUUGUUAGUGUUUCUGGCGGUGGCGGGGUCGCUUCAAGGAUAUCAUUUAAAUUUCUGUGUUUAUUUUUAACACAACUUUCGAUUAGAUUUGGUUUGCUCUUAGUGGGGGACAGAGUUCAUUUCAUAGUAUGCAAUUAUUUUCAUGAUCAUUAUAGCAAUUAGUGUAAGGGAAGACGGACAGUGUCUCAUAAGUCUCACAGUGGACUGGAUGUGAGGGCCAUGAGGAUGACUUAUUUUCUAUGUAAUUGUAUAAGUGUACCCUGUACAUGUGACACGUUAAUAAACUAUUUGAAUUUAAUUGAAUUAAAUGUUAAUUUAUUUAUAAAGAUGUUCAUUAAGAAUGUCAUCUGUUAAAAAAGUUUGAAUUGCUGGCUAUAAAAAGAAAUAAAAUAUUUUUAUGACUAAAAUGACAAAAAUGUUAUAGGUAUAAAUGCCUGUUAUUACUGUACAAUGUACCAUAUCUAUAUUUAUAAAAAAUAUGAAACCCGCUUAUU